Messenger RNA from Adineta ricciae, 2220 nucleotides. Lineage: Eukaryota; Metazoa; Rotifera; Eurotatoria; Adinetida; Adinetidae. The record is from the annotation of a GenBank genome assembly.
AUGCAGUCUAUACUGCACCUUGCUGUCAUUUUAUCUUUUAUCUAUAUGGUUAAUGGCGUCGUGCUCAAAUCAACUAUGAACAAUAACUAUCCUCAAAUAGCUGUUCUAGGAUGUAAUAGUUCGAAAGCGAAUUUGUAUUAUGACACUGACAAACACGUCUGGGUUGAGCAUUUAAUCAGUUCAUGUGUCAACGACGAACAGAGUAUUCUUGAAUUUUGUAAACAAGCGUAUCCAUCAUUUCGUAUUGGCAAUAUUGUUCGCUCAGAUACAGUAUUACGUUUUGAAAAUUGGUGUGAAUUAAUAUCCCCGAUCGACAAAAAUGGUGACAACAUUCAUCGAUGUAAACAAGGCAGUGGUACUGAAGAAUUUGUCCAACCCUACCGUUGCUUAUAUCUGACUUCGAAACGCGAAGAGAUUACAUUACCAACAGUUGAUUGUACCAUGAAUAGUAUUAUCGGUACAGAUCAAUGUUUACGUGCUGAACAAUGGCGUCAACUGGCAUCGGUUGAAUGUGAAAAUAAAAACAUGAAUCUAAACACAUCAGUUAUGACACUUGAUUGGUGUGGCUUGUCGGCCUUUCGCGGUAUUGAAUUUGUUUGCUGUCCGACGAAAAAAUCCAAUGAUAACGAUUAUGAAACAAGUCUUGAUGAACAAGAUGACAACGAUUUGCUUGAAGAUGAUCCUAUUCAAGAUGGACAACAAUCUUCGAAUCAACGAAUUAUAGCAAUGACACUAGCAUCACGCGAACCAAGCUGGAUGGAAGAUUAUCGCCGAUGGAAUACCGACUCAGCAUAUUUUGCCGAUGAUGAAGAUACAAAUGAUGAUCAAACAGCUACCGAAGAACGCGAACGAUUUGCGAAAGAUAAGGAAUCGUUCAAACAGAAAUACAAAGAACAGAUCGAUGAAUUAAAGACCCGUUGGCAAAAUCAACAAAAGAAAAUUCAAUUUUUAGUCAAUGGCAAUGUUAGUGCAGUACGCGAACAAAUCGACAUCGAUUUUCGUCGAGAAUAUGAAUCUCUCAAACAAGCAGCUAGCCAAGAACGAACACGUCUCAAUGAACUACACGAAAUACACUUAGAUAAUAUGCUUAAUGUAGCCAAAGCCGAAGCCAAUAAAAAACUCAUCAAUGCAUGGAACAAUUUACCACUAAAAAUUUUUCUUUUUCUUAACACAUAUUCAUUCGCAUUUUGUUCUUAUCCGACAAAAGCAACGCGCACAUCUUUUUUCGAGACGGAUUAUGUCAAACAUUUGAAAGAAUGUUUAACAAUUAUCGAAAUUGAACAGGAUAAAGAGAAGAAGAAUUAUGAUGAGGCAAUUAAGAACAUCCAUAAAGCAUUACUUGCUUUAAAAGAUGGAUUAUUCGGUCCACGCGAUGGUAGUAGUGAGCCAGCAAUAAGUGAUGUGUCUCAAUUGUGCAGCGGAAUCUAUUCACAGGAACUUUUAUUAGCGAUGAUUAAUAACUUAGGUCGAGUGACAUUCGAAGAUCGAAAAGAAAUCGUCGCUAUUUUCAACAAUCUUCUCCGUCGACAGGUCGGAACAAAAUAUCCAGCUGUUGAUCAUAUUAUGCAAAGACCUGUCAUCCUGUUCAAAUUGAUCGAAGGAUAUGAGAAUGCUGAUAUUGCAUUGAAUUGCGGUAUGAUGCUUCGAGAAUGUAUACGUGUUCAAGAAUUAGCAGAAAUUAUCUUGAAAUCAGAUGAAUUUUAUAAGUUUUUUGAUUAUGUGCAAAAGUCGACGUUUGAUAUUGCAAGUGAUGCAUUUGCGACUUUCAAAGAUUUAUUAACCAAACAUAAAUCUCUAUGUGCAGAAUUUCUUGAACUAAACUACGAUCUAUUCUUCAGCAAAUAUCGUGACCUAUUAAACUCGGAAAACUAUGUAACACGUCGACAAUCAUUGAAACUUCUCGGUGAACUCCUACUUGAUCGAUACAAUUUUUCAGUUAUGACUAAAUAUAUAACCAAUCCAGAUAAUUUAAAACAACAGAUGAAUUUAUUGAAGGAAAAGAGUAAAAAUAUUCAAUUCGAAGCAUUUCAUGUGUUCAAGAUAUUCGUGGCGAAUCCAUCGAAACCUAAAGCAAUUUCUGAUAUACUUCUACGCAAUCGAGAUAAAUUGAUUGAAUUCCUUACUAGUUUUCAUACGGAUCGUACGGAUGAUGAACAGUUCAAUGAUGAAAAAGCAUAUUUAAUCAAACAGAUCAGUGAAUUGAAGGAAAUCAAGGCCUAA